GCAAAACGCGCUGCCUUGUUGUUCAUAGCGGCUACUUGAUUACACUCGUGUUACAUUACAGUUUUUGAAAUAUGCGUGUCUAAAUUUGAUUUCAUUUUAAAAUUGAAGCUUUAUUUUUAUGAUUUAAGUUAGUUUCUUUUUAUGAAUUAAGAAAUGUCUAUCGAGCCACAAAUCUUAGCUCUCCGUGGUUCAAAGGGAAUAAGAUUUUGCCGUGGUCCGCCACAAUCAGGGCCUUAUGAUGCUUUCCCAAAAAUUGAAAAUCCAUCAUGUCGAGAUAUGUCAUUUACAUCUGAUGGCAAUCUUUUCACAUGGUGUACAAAUCAGAGAAGUUGUGUUGCUGAAUGUAAAAAAUAUGAGACUAUAUUUAAAACAGAUUAUCCGAGCAUUUCUCAGUUACAACUAUCACCCAAAGGAACUUAUCUGUCAACUUGGGCUCAAUAUAGAGCCAGAGAAAAUGUUCAAGACAGUUGUAACCUUCAUAUUUGGAAUGUCAAAACUGGUGCAAUUGUGAAAUCAUUUAUACAGAAAAAGCAAAUAGGAUGGCAUCCUCAAUGGUCAGAUGAUGAAAAUCUUUGUGGAAGAAAUGUUAACAAUGAAGUUCACUUUUUUGAAGAUGCGAAAUUUGAUACUAUUGCAAAGAAAAUUUUUAUGCAAAAAGUAGCCUAUUUUAGCUUAGCUCCUGGUCCAGCUCCAUAUCAUGUAGCAUGUUUUGUGCCUGGAACCAAGGGACAACCUUCAUUUGUUAGAUUGUUUAAGUAUCCCAAUUUUGAAGGUUCUAAUAAUGUGAUUGCUCAAAAAAGUUUUUUCAAGGCUGAAAGAACAGAUUUUUAUUGGAAUAAAACUGGUAAAGACUGUAUAUUUUUGACCUCAGUUGAUGUUGAUAAAAGUGGAAUGUCCUAUUAUGGAGAGUUGAAUCUUUAUUAUGCAUCAGUUAAAGGUGAAACAGCAAAAAUUAAACUUGGUAAAGAUGGUCCAGUUUAUUCCGUGCAGUGGAGCCCUAAUUCUUUGGAAUUUUGUGUUGUGUAUGGCUUUAUGCCUGCCAAAGCAACAAUAUUCAAUUUAAAGUGUGAACCUGUCCUGGACUUCGAAGCAGCACCAAGAAAUGAAGUCACGUAUUCUCCUGUUGGAGAUAGAUUGGCUUUAUCUGGCUUUGGCAAUCUACAAGGAAACAUAGAAGUCUGGGAUUUGAAACUGAAAAAGCAAAUUAUUAAAUUUAAAGCUCAAGAUUCCACUUUAAUUCAGUGGAGUUUUGAUGGAGAAUAUAUUUUAACUGCCACAACAUCACCAAGAUUAAGAAUAGGAAAUGGAUAUCGAGUAUGGCAUUACACUGGAAGUUUAUUAGUCGAAGUAUUCCUUGAGUCUCCCGAAGAAUUGUAUGACAUUAGAUGGAAACCUGUACCUGAAGGUACUUACAAACCUAAACCUACUAUAUUUACACCAGUUCCAGGAAUCAAAUCUGCAAUUGCUGAAGCAUCAAAUCAAGUAUAUCGACCCCCGGGUGCUCAGGGUAAACAGGCAAGUUUCAAACUCCAUGAAGAAGAAGCACAAAAAAAUGCAGAAAAAGAGGCUGUAAUGACCAAAAAUAAGAAGAAAAAUUUAGCACGAAAAGCAAAGAAAGAAAUGGAAAAAUCUUCAGAAAAUGCAGAGUCUACUGGUACGAAUGAAUUAAUGAAAUCUGAAGCAUCUUAUUCUACUGAACUUACCGGAGAUCCAGAAAAAGAUAAGAAAAUUAAAUCUCUCUUAAAGAAACUUAGCCAAAUUGACAAGCUAAAACAAGACCAAGCAGCAGGGAAACCAUUAGAGCUUAAUCAGUUAGAGAAAAUUAAGAAGUCUGGUGAGUUAGAAGCAGAACUAGCCGCUCUUCAGUUAAGUUAAUAUUAACAUCUGACUGUGAUGACAUCAAUAUGGUUUUUGAAAAAUAUGUUAUGAAAAAUUUUUCAUCUAGAGAUUUAAUUUAAAAUUCAGAAUUUUGCAUAUUUUUUCUUUUUUUAUUGAAAUCAUUUCAAGUAUGUGAAUGUAAAGUUAUACAUUUUAAAAGAUAAGACUUCAUACUCUUGGAUGAAAUAAAAAAUAUAAACUUGA
Messenger RNA from Argiope bruennichi, 2082 nucleotides. It is a transcript of the gene eIF2A, whose product is annotated as eukaryotic translation initiation factor 2A-like. The transcript is spliced from 18 exons. Gene Ontology annotation, molecular function: mRNA binding; ribosome binding; protein binding. Gene Ontology annotation, biological process: translational initiation. The coding region runs from base 154 to 1875 and encodes 573 amino acids. Gene Ontology annotation, cellular component: cytosolic small ribosomal subunit. Lineage: Eukaryota; Metazoa; Arthropoda; Arachnida; Araneae; Araneidae. The record is from RefSeq and is a predicted model, not a curated record.